AUGGCAUCGCGAGUCAUUCUCUCACAAGCGCGCGCAGCGGGGGCGAAACACGCGCCGCUCUCGGACAACCUCAUCGCGCAUCUCCUCAGGCCGCUGAAAAACCCGCCCGCCGCACCAUCCCCCGCAGCCACCAGCGCCGCAUCUGCCGCUUCGAAAUUCGCGUCUGCCGCUGAUCCCCCCAGCUAUUCCUCCCCGCAAGCACCGACUCAACAUCCCCCCGCGCUCCCCGCAACUGACCUCGAUCGCCCGUACCGCAGCCAGUUCAGUCGCAGGCCCGCAUCAUCUGCUAUCUCACCGGCCGUCGUUCCUCUGCUCCUGAACCUCCAACCCUCUCCGCAGCCCACCUUCGUCGGCUCAAUUCUCGACACGUGCGUAGCGCGUCCCGCGGAAGACGCUGUCCCCGUGGUCUCUUGGGCCAAUGUCUUGCCCGCGAGCGACGGAGCCGUUGCCCCGGGAGAACAGCUCCCGGCGGAAGCAACUGAUUCAGCCCCGCUUGUUCUUCCGCUCCCCGUGCUGUCAGCAGCCGCUGCUAGCCCCUCUGCUGGUCCCUCCCGCCGCCGCCCCGUCUCCGUCGUUGAUUCUCCCGCUGCUACUAAGGCGGGGAGCGUGGCCGCGGCAGCACCGAGGGGCGUUCAGGCGAUCGUAGACGACAUUCUCAGCGGCCGCUUCAAGGACUCGCACCGGGAAUCAUGGCGCGCUGCCAAUGCUACCAAUGCUUCCGCUACCGCGCCCCGUCCCGCCGUUGAACCCGCCGCCGCGCCACCCGCUGCGACUGUUGCCGCUGUUACGGCGGCCCUUCGCGCACCCCCCUCUCCGAAACCGAACCCCGCCCCCUCUCCCACCGCGAAGUCCGCAUCCGCAGCGGCUGAGGCCGCCGACUUCCCCGCAUUGCCCAGCGGCGUCAUCCUUCCCGACGUAUUCCCCCUCAUGCCCUCCCCAAUCGCCUCUCCGAAAGCCGCGCCAUACCUUUCCGCCCUCACUGAUUGCGCGCACCCUCCGUCCGCCACCUCCUCCGCUCCCGCAGUCGCCGGUUUCACCAGCGCGUCAAAACAAGUGGCGUUCACCAUCGGUUCCCCCUUAGACGAGUUCUUCUCCCCCGAUGCCUCCCCGCCCGCCCAGCUCUCCGCUGUCUCUUACGCCUUGGAUCAGGGCGAUUCCCUCCCGAUGCUGUCUGCCACGUCAGCUUCUGCUGCCGCGGGUGCCGCGGCGGUGUACCACCAUCCGCAUUUCCUGGAGUCGCAGGACAACAGCAAGAGUCCAUCCGCGCGUCGCAGCAGCAAGGGCGGCAAGCAGGCCAAGGCCGGUGAGGCCAAGCCUGCUGCUCGCUCAGCUGACCGCAACGGGGGCAAGCGCAGCAAGGCAGGAGGUUCGGCCGAGGCUGAUGAUUGGGUGCGGCAAAAGCUGGAGCAGCCGCAGGCCUCUGUGGGCCAUGGCCGUGGCUUGGAUGCGAAGAGGGCUGGUGGGAAAACUGCCACGACAGUUGCUAUUGGUGCUCCUGGGGGCGUGGUUCGCACUCUGGAGCUUUACCUACCUUAUUCCACCGCAGCCACUAAUCCAGGCACUAAUGGCCCUGCGAUAGGAUCUGUGAGUCGCGUUUUAUUCGUGAAUGACUCGGAGGGGAACGACGAGUUCGGGUUCAGCAGCAACCGCAUCUACACCACCAAGUACACCUGGUACACCUUCCUCCCCCGCGGCCUCUUUGAGCAAUUCCGCCGCGUCGCCAACUUGUAUUUUCUCUUCCACGCGUGCGUCUCGCUCACGCCGCUCUCCUCCAUCAGCCCCAUGGCGACAGUCCCGCCGCUCGUGUUCGUUGUCGGUCUCGCCAUGGCUAAGGAGCUAUGGGAGGAUAUUAAGCGGGGGAGCUCCGAUUACGAGACGAAUAAGCGGAAAGCAACGGUCAUACGGCCGGACGGCACGGAGGCGACGCGGCGAUGGCGCGAUCUGCGCGUGGGGGAGCUGAUCCGCGUGCCGCACGACGCCUUCCUGCCCGCCGACAUCAUCUGCGUCGCGACGAGCGGCGACGGCGGCGCGUGCUACGUGGAAACAAUGAAUCUGGACGGCGAGACGAACCUUAAGAUGCGCAGCGCGGUCUUCGAGACGCACGCGAUGAGCGCGGCGGAACUCGCGCGCGUGCGCGGGCGCGUCGAAUACGAGCAUCCGAACGCGUCCAUCUACACUUUCGCGGGGAAAAUGCUGCUUAGAACGAGUACCGAGGGUGCUAUUAGCGGGAGGAGUGAUAGUAGCGCGGACAUCGAGUCUUCCGAAGGCAGCCAGUCUGGUGACGCGGCGCCGAUUUUCAUCACUCCGGCGAAUAUUCUCCUGCGCGGCUCGCGGCUGCGCAACACCAAGUGGGCGGUGGGGAUUGUCGUAUACACCGGCCGCGAGACCAAGAUCAUGAUGAACUCCACCGAUCCGCCGUCCAAACGAAGCUUCGUGGAAAAGCGACUGGAUUUCGUGAUCAUGUUCGAGCUGGUGGUGCUGGUGGGGCUGGCGACGUUCUCCUCCGUGAUGUACGGCGUGUAUCUCGGCAAGUACAUGCCGCAGCAAUGGUACCUGCGGCCCGAGGAUUACACCGGCGUGACGGGCGUGGCUAAGGCGAUGUAUAACUGGCAGCAGCCGGCUUUGGCGGGAUUCAUGCAGUUUUUCACCGCGCUCGUGCUAUACGGGUAUUUUGUGCCUAUAUCGCUGUAUGUGACUAUGGAGUUGGUGAAGCUAGUGCAGGCUGCGACGAUCGCGCUUGACCUGCAUAUGUAUUACGAGGAGAAGGAUAUCCCCACUACAGCGCGCACCUCUAACCUUAACGAGGAGCUCGGUAUGGUGCACACCGUUUUGUCGGAUAAAACGGGCACGUUAACUCGCAACCAGAUGGAUUUCUUCAAGUGCUCUAUAGCGGGGAUAGCGUACGGCACGGGAGUGACGGAGGUAGAGAAAGCGGCGGCGCAGAGAAUGGGCCAGCCAAUCCCGGACGAGGACGAGGAGACGGAGGGGGAGGAGGGGGUAUACACCCCGUUAAAGCCACUGGAAAAGGGGUACAACAUGAAGGACCCCCGGCUGGACGAUCUCAAGUGGCGGACGCAGCCGACGGCCGCGGAGAUUAGGAGGUUCCUGGAGGUAAUGUCGGUGUGCCACACCGUGAUCGCAGACACGGGCGACGCGGCAGAUGCGGCGGGAGGUGUGGGGAAGGCGGGCGGCGCCGGUGGUGGCGGCGCGGGGGGUGGUGUGGGGGAGGGGUGGGAGGCGGGCGCAGCGGGGCACGUAGGCGACGGUGAAAGCAGCAGCGACGACGACGACGAAUACGAGGCCGCCAUGUGGCGCGACGACGGCGGCAUGGUGAGCGUGGGCGGCAGCAUGCGCAGCCUGGGCGGCAGCAUGUCGAGCUACCACACGGCCGACGCGCGCAGCGCGCAAGACUCGUUCCACUCCUUGGGAUCAUCCGAAGGCGCCAGGCAGGGGGCAACGAGGGCGGAGCAGGGGAGCGAUCACGACAUGACCGGGGGAGGCGCGGGGGAAGUCUCGGGGGUAGGAUCGGUGAGCACGGAUCCCGACGCGGUGCGGUACCUUGCGGAGUCCCCCGACGAGGCGGCGUUCGUGGUGGCGGGGAAGCGCAUGGGGAUGGUGUUCGCGGGGCGGCAGGGGCGCGAGGUGCGCGUGCAGGAAUUCGCGGAGGGGUGGGUGCUAAAGGACGAGCGGCGCUACACGCUGCUGCACACCAUCGAAUUCACCAGCCACCGGAAGCGCAUGAGCGUGAUCGUGCGCACGCCGGAGGGCAAUCUUGUCCUUUUGUGCAAGGGCGCGGACAACAUCAUCAUGGACCGCCUGGGCGGCAGUGAGGAGGCGCAGAGGCACCGGCCAAUCACGGAGCAGCACAUGCGCACGUAUGCGGAAGCGGGGCUGCGCACGCUGGCAAUCGCGUGGAAGGAGAUCGGCGAGGAGGAAUAUGCCAGCUGGCAGGCGCGGUGGGAGAGCGCCAAGGCGAACAUGGCGGACGUGGCGGUGCAGGCAGCGGAGCUGGAGGGAUUGGCGGACGAGAUGGAGCGGGGGCUCAUCCUGCUGGGCGCCACCGCGAUUGAAGACAAGCUGCAGGUGGGGGUGCCACAGGCCAUAGAGGCCAUGGCAGCAGCGGGAAUCCGGCUGUGGGUGCUGACGGGGGACAAGCUCGAGACGGCCGUCAACAUCGGCUUCGCAUGCCGCCUGCUGCGCCCGGGCAUGCAGCAGCACGUGGCGUUUCUGGAGGAUAAUGACAAGCUUGCCGCUGACGCCGCUGCUGCUGGCGCUGAUCCUGCAGAGUUCGCAGCCAGCGCCAUCCGCGGGCAGAUCCUCUCCGCCAAGUCCGCCGCCACGGCGCCGGGCGCCUCGCACGCCGCGCCGCACGCGCUGAUCAUCGACGGCAAGGCGCUCACGCACGUGCUGGCGGACGCCGCUCUGCGCAGCGACUUCCUCCGCGCCGCGCUCGCGUGCGCGUCCGUGAUCUGCUGCCGCGUGUCGCCCAAGCAGAAAGCGCAGGUCACGGAGCUCGUAGGCUCGGAGGGCGGGAUGAUCACGCUCGGAAUCGGUGACGGCGCGAACGACGUGGGGAUGAUUCAGAAGGCGCAUAUCGGUGUGGGGAUUGCGGGGGAGGAGGGGCAGCAGGCGGUUAUGGCUGCUGAUUUUGCGAUCGGGCAGUUCCGGUUUGUAGUGCGGUUGCUGCUGGUGCACGGCGCGUGGAGCUACACUCGAAUUACAUACAUGAUAAAAUAUUUUCUAUACAAGUGUCACACAUUCGCCUUCACCAUCUUUUUCUUCAACGGGCUCGCGCUGUUUUCGGGCAGCGCGGUGUACGUUGAUUGGCUGCUCGUGCUGUUCCAAGUGCUGUUUUCAUCGCUGCCCGUGGCAGCGGUGGGAGCGUUCGACCAAGACGUGAAGGCAAUUUACCACCUCAGAUACCCGCGCCUCUACGCCCAGAUCCAGCGCAACUGGCUCUUCACGGUGGGGGAGAUCGGCAUGGCGAUGGGCAAGGGCAUGAGCCAGCGCAACCGUCUGUUUACCGUGGGGGCGAUCGGCAUGGCGAUGGGCAAGGGCAUGGUGCAGGCGGCAAUUCUCUUUGCGGUCUCCUUCCUACCGCUGCUGCUCUCCUCCUCCGGGGCUGAUGGGCGCGUGCUGGACCUCACAGCACAGGGCUCCAUUCUCUUCACUGCCCUCGUGCUCGCUGUCAACCUCGAGCUGGCCAUCACCAUCCAGGGCUCCAUUCUCUUCACUGCCCUCGUGCUCGCUGUCAACCUCGAGCUCGCCAUCACCAUCCAGUACUGGACGGUCAUACACCACAUGGCCGUGUGGGGCUCCAUCGCCCUUUGGUUCAUCUUCCUCGCCAUCGUCAGCUACGUGCCCGCCACGCUCUCCGCCUCGUUCUACGGCAUGGCGCCCAUGCUGCUGCCGCGCCCCGCCUAUUACCUCAUAGUGUUGCUCGCCACAGUGGCAACGCUGCUGCCUGGCUUUGCAGCGGCCAGCAUUACACGGUAUCUGGCGCCCACUGACGUGGAGUUGGUGCAGGAGGUGCAGCAGCAGGACCACAAGAGGCGCCUCACUCGCCUCGCCACCAUGCGGAGCAGUAGGAGGAGAUAG
Molecule: messenger RNA, 5598 nt
Organism: Closterium sp. NIES-65
Lineage: Eukaryota; Viridiplantae; Streptophyta; Zygnematophyceae; Desmidiales; Closteriaceae
Source: the annotation of a GenBank genome assembly